AUGGGUCGAAACAAAAAAACUCGCUCCUCUGUACCUGUGGGAGCGGGAGGAGCUUUACCUCCAAUGGAUGAUAAAGUUGACUUGAUUCAAUUAUUAUCUACCAUCACUUCCCCUACCGAAGAUGAUGUAUUAAACUUACUUUAUGCUCGUUUUAAAUCCGACCUACCUUAUACUCGUUUAAAUGCUUCUUCCCUCGUAGUCGUGAAUCCCAAUAAACCUUUAGAAUCCAUGAAUGAUGCAUCGGCUAAAGAAUAUGCUGAACAUUGGUAUAAGGAUUCUACUGCCAACAUUGAUAAUCCUGCCAAGAAUUUGCAACCUCAUAUUUAUGAAUUCGCUGCAAAGAUUUAUUUGCACAUGAGAAGAUCGGCCGAGGAUCAAAGUGUGAUAUUCAGCGGUAUCACAGGUUCAGGCAAGACGGCAACCCAAGGUCACCUCUUAUCACAACUUUUAUUACUUUCCACUCAUACCAAAAAAGAAGCUAAGAUAGCCAAUCAAAUUCAAAAUGUUCAAAUUAUUUUAGAAGCAUUUGGUAAUUCUAAAACUGUACAAAAUAUCAAUGCUUCAAGAUUUGGAAAAUAUUUAGAAUUACAAUUUAAUGAACGUGGUCGAAUUGUUGGAUCGAAAGCGUUAACUUACUGUUUUGAUCGUUCAAGAGUUACGGAAAUUCCUCAAGAUGAAAGAUCAUAUCACGUUUUUUAUUAUUUAUUGGCUGGAGCAACUCAAGAGGAGCGUUCAUCAGCUCAUUUACAAGAUCCUCAACAUUAUAAUUAUUUAUCACAAUCUAAAUGUUAUCGAAUUCCCGAAGUUGAUGAUAGUAUACAAAUGGAAGAUUUAAGAGGUGCUUUAAAAACUUUGGGAUUUAAAUCAAAAGUUGUUAAUCAAAUAUGGCAAAUCUUAUCGGUCAUAUUAUUGUUAGGAAAUAUUGAAUUUACUAAUCCCGGAAAAGCCAAAGAUGAAGCAGCAAAUAUUAAAAAUCGUCACGUUUUAGAUAUGGCAGCUCAAUAUUUAGGUGUACCAGCUUUUAAAUUAGAACAAACUUUAACUUUUAAAUCUAAAUAUAUUGGAAAAGAAUUAUGUACAGUAGUUCUUAAUGCCGAAUUAGCCACCGAACAAAGGGAUGCUUUAUCUCGUGCAUUAUAUUCAAUAUUAUUUACUUGGAUCGUUGAACAUAUUAAUUCAAAACUUGAUCAAUCCGAUGAACCACCAAAUUUUAUUAGUUUAUUAGAUCAACCAGGACCUCAAAAUUUUUCUAAAAAUAGUUUUGAACAAUUUUGUUUAAAUUUUGUUACGGAAGAAUUGGAAAAUUAUGUGUUAAAACAAAUAUUUGAUGAUAAUUCAGGAUUUAAUUUGGAAAUCACUAAUGAUGGAAUUAAUUUACCUCAAAUUGAAACUAUGGAUAAUAGUGGAUGUGUUGAAUUAUUAAGAGGAGAUUCUAACAUCAUCAAUACGACGAAAUCUUCAAAUCAACCUGGUGGAUUAAUAUCAAUUCUUGAUUUAGAAAGUGCCAAAAUUCAAAGUGGAAUUGGAGCGAAUGAUUCUAAAUUACUUAGAGCAUUUGGAAUCAAUCAUUUCACUGGACAAGUUAUUUAUUCCAUCGAUAACUUUAUUGAUAAAAAUAAUGAUAAUUUAUCAACUGAUUUCAUUGAUCUAUUUAAAGAAACCCAUAAUUCCUUUAUUUUGAAAUUAUUCUCCGGACCCGCUUUAGCAAUUGAGAAUCAUCCUAAAAAUGAAAGAACUGUGGUAGUAGCUCAAUUACCUAAUAAACCUUUUAGAUCACCAAUGACACAACUUCAUGGAACACUUAAUCAAUUAAUUGGUACAUUAUCACAAACUCGAUUAUGGAACAUCUUUCAAAUUCGACCCAAUGAUGUUAAUGAACCGGAUAUUUUUGAUAAUAAAAGGGUUAAAACACAAAUUCGAAAUUUAGUUAUACCCGAUAUUAUAACUAGAAAGAGAAUUGAAUAUACAUCAUCUUAUACAUUCGAAGAAUUCAUAAAUCGGAAUGACUUUGCGAUAGGAGCUAGGGAAAUAUUCUUAUCAGAUAAUAAUUGGAAAAUAUUAGAAGAUCAAUUAAGAACCAUCGAAAGGGAAGAAAGAGUAAAAGCCAAAUUAAGAGAUGACGAAAGUUUAAGUGGAGAAAAUCGAGGAAUUGGUAAUACUCAGAAUGCAUCCAGUGCGGCAAGUUCGGUUGAUCGAUUAUUACCUAAGAAUAAUAAUAAUGAUGGAGUUGAUUAUACUGGUAGUGAAGUAGGAUAUUAUGAUAGUUAUGCGGAAAGUGAAGAUGAUUAUUUUUCACAAGCUGGACAUGAUGAUGAAGAAGGAAAUAUGUGGGAAGGUGGUGAUCGUAAAGGAAGUAACGAUGGUGAUAUUAAUGAGGAUAAAGGAAUUCACGAAGAAAUUGAAGAAUUACCUACAACCAAAAUUCGUCGAUGGUGGGUGGUAUUUGUGUGGUUAUGUACUUGGUGGAUUCCUUCAUUUUUACUUAAUUGGAUUGUUUAUAGUACAACUGAUGUUAGUUAUCAUACAGGUGAUGAUGAUUUUUGGGUUAGUGUUAGAGGUGUAGUUUAUGAUUUAAGUAAAUUUCAUUUAACCAAUCAUGCCAAAGCCUCUGCACAACAAGCUGGUUUAGCAGAAAUGGAACCUUAUGGAGGAAAAGAUGUUUCAACUUCUAUACCAAUUCCAUUAAAUCAACCUGAAACAUGUGUUAGUUUAGUUGGUACAAGUGAUUUUUUCGUUGAUCAUUUGAAUGAUACGGAUAAUUUCUUUAAACAUAGUUCUGGUACAAAUGCACAAUUUACAUCACUCAAAGAUAUUAGAUGGUAUUGGAAUAAUUUUUUACCUACAAUGGAAUUAUAUAAAAAAGCUGAAUUGGUUUAUGAUAAAAAAGAUAUUGAAGCUCAAGGUACAGCAGGAAGGAAAUGGGCAAUUAUUAAUGAUAAAGUUUAUGAUUUAACGGAUUAUUUUCAAGCACAUGAUACUUAUUCACAACCUACACCACCUACACAAGAAGGUGUUAGGAAUUAUCAUUAUUUAAAUUCAGAUAUUGAAACAUUAUUUGAAAAAAGAUCAGGACAAGAUAUUACCAAACAAAUAUUUAGUAGUCAAAUUAGUGCACAAGAUCGUUAUACAAAUUUAUUAUGUUUAAAUUCAGCAUUUUAUGUAGGAAAAUUAGAUUUUCGAAAAUCAUUUAGAUGUGUAUUUAAUAAUUAUAUCUUAUUAGCGGCCGCAUGUCUUAUGGCCUCAGUUAUCUUGGUUAAAUUUUUAGCUGCAUUACAAUUAGGAUCAAGACGUAAACCGGAAGAUCAUGAUAAAUUUGUUAUUUGUCAAGUUCCAUGUUAUACGGAAGGAGAAGAAUCACUUAAACGUACGAUGGAUUCAUUAGCAGCAUUAAAUUAUGAUGAUAAAAGAAAAUUAUUAUUCUUUAUUGCGGAUGGUAUGAUUGUUGGAUCAGGUAAUGAUAGACCUACACCAAGAAUUGUUUUAGAUAUAUUAGGAGUGGAUCCAAAAAUAGAUCCGGAACCAUUAAGAUUUAAAUCAAUUGGUGAAGGAGCACAACAAUUAAAUUAUGGAAAAGUUUAUUCCGGAUUAUAUGAAUAUGAAGGUCACGUCGUUCCAUAUCUUGUAGUAGUAAAAGUUGGUAAACCAUCCGAAAAAUCUAAACCUGGUAAUCGAGGUAAAAGAGAUUCACAAAUUAUUUUAAUGAAAUUUUUAAAUAAAGUACAUUUUGAGGAUGAAAUGACACCAUUAGAAUUAGAAAUUUAUCAUCAAAUGAAAAAUGUUAUUGGAGUGAAUCCAAGUUUUUAUGAAUAUGUUUUAAUGGUGGAUGCUGAUACGGAAGUUUUACCUGAUGCUUUAAAUAGAAUGAUAUCUUGUAUGCUUCACGAUGGACGUGUAAUUGGUAUUUGUGGGGAGACGACAUUAGUUAAUGAAGAAGGAUCUUGGACGACUAUGAUACAAGUUUAUGAAUAUUAUAUUUCACAUCAUUUAGCCAAAGCAUUUGAAUCAUUAUUUGGAUCGGUCACAUGUUUACCCGGAUGUUUUUGUAUGUAUAGGAUACGUACACCAAUUAAAAGUUCACCAUUAAUUAUAUCAAAUUCGGUAAUUGAUAAUUAUUCCGAAAAUCAUGUUGAUACUUUACAUAAAAAGAAUUUAUUAUCAUUAGGAGAAGAUCGUUACCUUACAACUUUAAUGAUGAAACAUUUUCCACAAUAUAAAAUGACAUUUACACCUGAUGCCAAAUGUCGAACUGCAGCACCUGAUAGAUGGUCAGUGUUACUUUCACAAAGACGUCGAUGGAUUAAUUCAACAAUUCAUAAUUUAAUGGAAUUAAUGUUUUUAUCAGAAAUGUGUGGAGUUUGUUGUUUUUCAAUGAGAUUUGUUGUAUUCAUAGAUUUAUUUGGUACAUUGAUUUUACCUUCUACCACAAUUUAUAUAGUUUAUUUAAUUUGGGCUGUAGCAAGUGAAAGACAAGCAUUACCAACGAUUGCACUUAUUAUGUUAGCAGCUGUUUAUGGUUUACAAGCUAUAAUAUUUAUACUUAAACAACAAUGGCAACAUAUUGGUUGGAUGAUAAUUUAUUUAUUAGCAUUUCCAUUAUUUUCAUUCUUUAUACCAAUUUAUUCAUUUUGGCAUUUUGAUGAUUUUUCAUGGGGUAAUACACGUGUCGUGGUAGGUGAAAAAGGGAAAAAACAAAUUAUUACAGCAGGUGAAGAAAAAUUUGAUGAAUCAAUGAUAACGAAAAAGAAAUGGGCAGAUUAUGAACAAGAAAUAUGGGAAGGUACGACGGCGGAAUCACAUGAUUCUAAACAUAGUGAAGUAUCAAGAUAUUCAUAUAAAAGUAAUAGAAGUAAUAAUAGAUUUGAAACAGGAAGUCAAUAUGGAGGAAGUAAUUAUGGAGGUAGUCAAUAUGGUGGAAGUCAAAAUCAAGAUUAUUUCCGAGAUACACAUUUAUCACCAAAUGAUCGAGGUAGACAAAGAAGUCGAUCACCAGUACCAAGAUAUUCACCAUCCGAACCUAGAUCAUCAAGAGUAGUUAAAAUUUUAAUGGAAAUUAGAAUUAUUUUGAAUAAUGCUAAUUUAAUGAAUAUUACAAAGAAACAAGGUAAAUAA
Diversispora eburnea is the source of this 5109-nucleotide messenger RNA. NCBI's taxonomy places the organism in Eukaryota, Fungi, Glomeromycota, Glomeromycetes, Diversisporales, Diversisporaceae. The record is from the annotation of a GenBank genome assembly.